Cajanus cajan (pigeon pea) is the source of this 1742-nucleotide messenger RNA. Its product is annotated as cytokinin dehydrogenase 7. Gene Ontology annotation, biological process: cytokinin metabolic process. Gene Ontology annotation, molecular function: FAD binding; cytokinin dehydrogenase activity. NCBI's taxonomy places the organism in Eukaryota, Viridiplantae, Streptophyta, Magnoliopsida, Fabales, Fabaceae. The record is from RefSeq and is a predicted model, not a curated record.
UUUGGUAGUACUAAUAAUGAUGGAAAUGGAAAGAUUGCACAAGUGGCAGACAAUUGAUGCGGAAGGGAUGAUAGCGUCAACGGAAUAUUGAAAGAGGCGAUGACGUCGUAAUUCUAAUGAGUCCACCAAAUGAGGCGCUGCCGCUAUUAAGUAUUAAUAUUUAGAGCGAAACUUCACCUGACACUCACUCUCUGCUAAGUGCUAAGUGCGAACUUCCCAUACCAAAAACCACCAUGCUAGCUUACCUCGACGCCGAAUCAACCCAACACCCCGACGCCGGAAUAGCCAACAAGGACUUCGGCGGCAUCAACUCCGCCAAACCCUUCGCCCUCAUCAGGCCCUCCGCCGCCGCCCACGUCGCCCGAGUCGUCCAAUUGGCAGCUGCCUCGCCUAGUCUGACGGUGGCGGCGCGCGGCAACGGCCACUCCGUGAACGGGCAGGCCAUGGCGGAGCAGGGCCUGGUUCUGGACAUGCGCUCCAUGAAGGAGAAGGAGCCUUUCCAGAUUCUCUGGGUAGAAGGCGCGCCCUGCGUGGACGUUUCGGGAGGGGCAUUAUGGGAAGACCUCCUUAAACGCUGCGUUUCGGAGUUCGCACUCGCCCCGAGGUCCUGGACGGAUUAUCUCAGUUUAACGGUUGGCGGGACGCUCUCCUACGCUGGCGUCAGCGGUCAAACAUUCCGUUACGGUCCUCAGACAUCCAACGUAACGGAAUUGGAGGUUGUAACCGGAAAAGGCGAAACGCUGUGCUGCUCCCAAACGCAAAACUCUGAGCUUUUCUUCGGAGCGCUUGGUGGUUUGGGACAGUUCGGUAUUAUUACAAGGGCCAGAAUCCUUCUUCAAGAAGCUCCAGAUAUGGUGAGGUGGAUAAGAGUGGUUUACUCUGAAUUUGAGGACUAUGCCGGGGAUGCAGAGUCGCUGGUGCAAUUAGAGAAAUGUUUUGAUUACGUGGAAGGCUUCGUUUUCGUGAACAAUGAGGACCGGGCCAAUGGAUGGCCCACGGUGCCGUUGGGCCCGGAACAGCUGUUCGACCCGCUUCGUAUUCCUUCCAGUGCUGGCCCUGUUUUGUAUUGCUUGGAGGUCGCUCUUCACUAUCGUAAAACGGAUCUUCCUUCCCGUGUUGAUACGGAUGUGGGUCGAAUGCUUGGACGGUUACGAUUCAUUGAGGGUCUCAAGUUCGAGGUGGAUGUGACGUACAUGGAGUUCUUGCUACGUGUAAAGCGUGUGGAGGAGCAAGCAAAAGCAAACGGCACCUGGGAUGCACCUCACCCUUGGCUCAAUCUGUUCGUCUCCAACUCCCACAUCCUUGAUUUUGAUCGUGAGGUCUUCAAGAAGAUUCUCAAGGACGGGGUCGAUGGCCCCAUUUUAGUCUACCCGCUCCUGCGAAACAAGUGGGAUAGUCGUCACUCUGUGGUGGUGCCGGACAGCGAUAUCUUCUACAUAGUAGCGUUGCUCCGAUUCAGUCCAGCACCCCCAAAGGGCCCACCAGCGGAGCUCUUGGUGGCGCAAAACAAUGAGAUUAUAGAGUUCUGCACCCGCAGAGGCCUUGAUUUCAAGCUAUACUUUCCUCACUACCACUCACGGGAGGAUUGGAUCAAACACUUUGGGAAUCAAUGGCCCAGAUUUUUGGAGCGAAAGGCCACUUUUGAUCCCCUGGCUAUCCUUGCACCAGGGCAGAAAAUUUUCUCUAGAACCUCUCAACCUCAUUCUAUCAUAUAAUAAUAUACCUGUUAUCCCUUGUAUUAA